Molecule: messenger RNA, 773 nt
Organism: Exaiptasia diaphana
Lineage: Eukaryota; Metazoa; Cnidaria; Anthozoa; Actiniaria; Aiptasiidae
Exons: 1
Coding region: 116-595 (159 amino acids)
Source: RefSeq, a predicted model, not a curated record
UGUAAGUAAGUUGUUUGUCCUUCGGUGCCUUAAUCUCAGCUAUCAUUGAAAACGAUAGGAUUUAGGUGUGCCCUCGAAAUCUUCAGCUAGAAAAGAAACAAGCAAGAAAAGCAACAUGGAUGCCGAUCAAGCAUUUCGAGCCCUGAGAUUCUGUCAAACCGCUUUCACUGGACUUAUGGGAGGGGCGGCUAUGUACAUCUCUCUGAUCGAACAUCCAGCUCGCAUGAGCAUCCAGGACACUGAAUCGGCGCAUAAGCAGUUUUCAAGCAGUUUUGACCUUGCUGCUCGCUACAUGGCUAUCGGUUCAAUAUUCCCAAUGGGUGGAGGGCUGCUUGCUUACUACAUAAACCCCAAAGAAGGCCUUCCGUGYGCCAUUGUUGCUGGUUUGUAYUUCGUCAACGUGCCUUACUCGUUCCUGUUCUUGAUCCCCAAUUACGUCAAGCCAAUUCAAGGUGAUUAUGACACCGUGUCGAAGAAAUAUUCCGAAAAACAGCUCAGGGAUACGAUUGAUUCGUGGGCCUUCUUCCACACACUCAGAACCGUUGUCGAUGUUAGUGGAUUUCUCUACGGCUUGUAUUGCUUGAUGUAUCACUGAAGAGAACGGUGGAACUUGGACUGCUUGGAAAGUGAACUGUGGAAUGUUAUGACUGAACUAUUAUACCGUUGUAUAGAAACAAUUUUUUGAUAUUCUUCGUUUUUAAUGUGGUGUCAAAGUGUGCAUUAUAUAUGUAAGAUAGGAAUCGAGUCCAGUAUAAUAAAAAUUAAAACCAUUA